This is a messenger RNA of Sphaeramia orbicularis (orbiculate cardinalfish), 1249 nucleotides long. RefSeq names its product prolactin releasing hormone 2 receptor (gene prlh2r). The coding region runs from base 50 to 1249 and encodes 399 amino acids. Gene Ontology annotation, cellular component: neuron projection; plasma membrane. Gene Ontology annotation, molecular function: neuropeptide Y receptor activity; neuropeptide binding. The record is from RefSeq and is a predicted model, not a curated record. NCBI's taxonomy places the organism in Eukaryota, Metazoa, Chordata, Actinopteri, Kurtiformes, Apogonidae. The transcript is spliced from 2 exons. Gene Ontology annotation, biological process: G protein-coupled receptor signaling pathway.
UAAAUCCGUGUUUAUUCACUGUGUUUUAUUUUGUCUUUUCUCAGUGGUUAUGGAUUGGGCUUCUGUCUACAACUCCUCUACUCCGGAGUCUUUAUCCGACUCCUCUCCCUUUUCCUGCUGUAACGCCUCUCUGCCAGUCUUCUCAGCCUCGUCAUUUUCCCCUCCUCCCUUCUCGGGUCUGGACUUGCUCUUCGACCUUAAACUCCUCUUCAUCCCUCUCUACUCGGCCGUGGUCCUCGUGGCCUGUUCUGGCAACGUCCUCCUGCUCUUUCUCAUAUGGCACAACAACAAAAGACACAACACCACAAACUUCCUCAUCAGCAAUCUGGCCCUGGUCGACCUGGUCAUGUGCAUCUUCUGCGUUCCUUUGACAGCGUCCUAUGCUUUUGACAAGCGUGGUUGGAUAUUUGGAGCUCACAUGUGUCAUUUUGUCUCGGUCAUGCAGUCUGCAGCCGUCUACGCAGCGGUCCUGUCUCUAAUGGCUAUCGCCGUUGACCGUUACGUCGUUGUGGCUUAUCCCAUCCGCAAAAGAGCAGGUUGCCAGUUCUGUUGGGGUCUGGUGGUCCUGAUCUGGCUGUCCUCUCUGGCUCUGUCCACACCUACAGCAUUACAUACGGUCUACCUCGACCUACGCACCACUGGGAUGCAGAUGGCCGUGUGCGAGGAGUUUUGGGACGGCCAGGAACAAGGCCGCAUCAUCUACUCCUGUUUUAUUCUCUUCUUCUCUUAUUUCGUCCCCUUGGCUGCUGUCUCCAUUUCCUACUGUGCUAUAUCACAUCAGCUGAAACAGAGGACUGCGUUGGGUUUGACAGCGUGUCCACAGCUGAGAUGUGCUCGCGCUGCCUGGAGCAGAAGGAGGAGGAAAACCUUCUACCUGUUGCUGGUGUCUGUUCUCUGCUUUGCUUUUUCCUGGCUCCCCUUACAGGUGGUGAAUCUAAUCCGUGAUCUGGACACGGACUUCUCCAUCUUGGGGAAGAACUACGUAAAUGUCAUCCAGGUGUCCAGUCACCUGUUUGCCAUGAGCUCCGCCUGCUACAAUCCCUUUAUUUACGCCUCGUUGCACGAUAAGUUCCUGUCCUACAUGUGCCCUACCAACUUUCUGUCCCGGAGAAGAGGGAAGGGCAAAAGUCAAGGGACAAGCAUCCUGACUGUGUCACGCAGAGCAGUUCGUCUUCACACCAUGUCCACUGUGGUAGAUUUACCAGGUGCUACUGUAAAUAAUAUUGUUCCUCUUGAUAAUUAUGCUUAA